This is a messenger RNA of Aspergillus versicolor CBS 583.65, 2372 nucleotides long. RefSeq names its product putative filament-forming protein (Tpr/p270). The transcript is spliced from 3 exons. The coding region runs from base 96 to 2261 and encodes 721 amino acids. Lineage: Eukaryota; Fungi; Ascomycota; Eurotiomycetes; Eurotiales; Aspergillaceae. Gene Ontology annotation, molecular function: structural constituent of nuclear pore. The record is from RefSeq and is a predicted model, not a curated record. Gene Ontology annotation, cellular component: nuclear pore. Gene Ontology annotation, biological process: mRNA export from nucleus.
UUGGGAUUCCUGCAACCACAAUUGCAUCGCGACAACCUGGGCUGUAGGCUGGAAACUUCAAAGCAGCUAUUUGCUGCGACCAUCCCACAGCCAAUAUGGCUGCCGCUACGAUUGAAUUGCCAUUCUUAUCAUCACAUUACGCCAUCGCAGAGUCGACCCUGAGCACUCUUACGGAAGCUCCCACGGUCGAACUCGUCAACCAACUAUUGGAAGCGAUCACCAAAAAGGCGCGGGAAUUUGAUGAACUGAAAUCGGAUAAGCUUCGACUUGAGGUCGAGCUCGAAAAUGCAGUUCGCAGCAGCGACACAAAGAUCAAGGUGUUGAAGAGCUCCGUCGAAAAGGGCCACGCGGAGGUCGAAGAAACACGAAAGAAACUUCACGAGUCAGAAAACACACGAUCUUCGUUAGAGUCCGAAAUCGCGACGCUGAAAUCAUCGUCCACGUCCAACGAAUCCGAAACCAGCACCCUCAAGUCUCGCAUCACCUCCCUCGAAGCUUCAAACCGUGAUACGCUAGCGCUACUUGAAUCCAAAUCAGGCGCGUACGACAAGCUCGCGGAAGAGCUCUCUACACACCACAAGAAGACGAUCGAAUUACGACGCGAGCUUUCGACUGCAGAGCAAAACCUACAAGCCGCAAACUCCGCUUCCGCCAGUGCCCGAUUCCGUGAACAGAGCCUCCAGCAGGAUUUGGAACUGACGAAGAAAAAUAACGAGUGGUACGAGACGGAAUUGAAAACAAAGUCUGCCGAACACCUCAAAUUCCGCAAGGAAAAGAGUGCUCGGAUUUCAGAGCUUCAGCGUGAAAAUGAAGAGGCCAUUGCAAACACAGAAUCUUUGAGGCGCAGUGAAAAUGCUCUCAAGAGCCGACUGGACGAAGUGGAACAGCGCUACGAGGAAUCGCUCGCUAGUAUUCAACAGCUCAAGGAGGAGGCUAUCAAAACCGCCGAAUCAUUUAGAAUUGAGUUGGAUAGCGCGAACCGGUUGGCGGAACUCCAAGGCAACGCCGCAGAAACUGCCAAGAAGCGGGUAUCGGAAUGCCAGCUGACUUUAGAGAAGGUGAGAGACGACGCAGCGGAGGAGAUCUCGCGCCUGCGUGUCGAAAUUGAGACCGAGCACGGCGACAAGGAGGCGGCUGAGCGCCGCGUUGCCGAGCUUGAACUCACUGUCAACCAACUCGAGACAGAGGGAGUAGCUGGACGCAGGUCCAUGAGCCCAGCUCGUGGGUUGAAUGGUGCUCCAGGUACUCCAGUCCGCUCUAGCACUCCGCUUGGCACAUUUUCUCCCAGAGCAUCGCGUACCAAGGGCGGACUUACCCUUACGCAAAUGUAUUCGGAAUAUGACAAGAUGCGGACCAUGCUUGUUGCUGAGCAGAAGACGAACCAGGAACUUAGAUCUACCUUGGACGAAAUGGUUCAGGACCUUGAAGCCAGCAAACCCGAGAUUGAUGAGUUGCGCGAAGACCACGCGCGGCUAGAGCAAGCAGUCGUUGAGAUGUCUAAUAUCCUCGACACUGCUGGGAAAGAACGAGACGAUGCCACGAAAGAGGGCAGGAAAUGGCAGGGCCAGGUUGAGGGAUUCGCGCGUGAGGGUGAUAUUCUGCGCCAACAGUUAAGGGACCUGAGCUCUCAAGUUAAGGUUCUUGUGCUGGAGGUUACUCUCCUGAGGGAGGGCGAAGCAAACUAUGAUAGAGAGGAACUCGAGAGAGUAGCUCGCAAGGAAAUCGAAGACUCUUCGGCCGACCUUACCCCAACAGGUCGUUUCAUCAGCCAGAACCUAACGACUUUCAAGGAUAUGCAUGAGCUUCAGGAGCAGAAUGUUACGCUUCGCCGCAUGCUGAGAGAACUCGGGGAUAAGAUGGAAGGCGCAGAGGCGCGUGAAAAGGAUGCUACCCGGCAGCAGGAGCACGAGGAGUUGAAGGAGCUGCGAAUCCGAGUGCAAACGUACCGCGACGAAAUUGCAAACCUCAUUGCUCAGACUAAGAGCUAUGUCAAGGAACGCGAUACCUUCCGCAGCAUGCUGACACGUCGGCGACAAACAGUCGGCGGCGAUGCUGUUUUCUCACAGUCUCUUCCUCCGGGAGCUGCACCCCCAGUGACUGAAGAAGUGAAGGGCGGUCCUGAUUAUGCCGAUUACAGAAGCGCUACGCAACCCUUUUCGAAAACGCCAACCGACAGGACAUCAGAACGCAACAAGCUGCAGAAGAUCUUGUCGAAUCCAAGGGUCUUAUUGACAGUCUUCAGCGCGAGAGCGCAAAUCUGAAGGCAGAGAAAGCUCUUUGGAAGAACAUCGAGAAACGACUUAUUGAAGACAACGAAACGCUGAGGAAUGAGCGAAGCCGCCUGGAUGGGCUCAACGCCAACCUCCAGAAUA